Messenger RNA from Seriola aureovittata, 3231 nucleotides. RefSeq names its product glycosylphosphatidylinositol anchor attachment 1 (gene gpaa1). Lineage: Eukaryota; Metazoa; Chordata; Actinopteri; Carangiformes; Carangidae. Gene Ontology annotation, cellular component: GPI-anchor transamidase complex; membrane. Gene Ontology annotation, biological process: attachment of GPI anchor to protein. Bases 141 to 1988 code for a protein of 615 amino acids. The record is from RefSeq and is a predicted model, not a curated record. The transcript is spliced from 13 exons.
CAGAAACAAGGAAAUUGAAAACAUUUAGCAGCGGCUGCUGUGAAUGAGCUCCACCUCUGCAGGUGGAUGUGACCGGCUUUACACUGGAAAGAGGGUCCAGUGUGUCUAGGCUUCAGCACUGUGUUACAGCCGACAACAACAUGGGGCUGCUGUCCGACCCAAACAGAAGACGGGCCCUGAUCAGCCUGCUCACCCGCCUCAAUACCCCAAUCUGUGUGGUCUGCUACAUGGCGGGCGUGGCCUGGUUCAUGGGUUUAGCUUUUGAGCCGUUCACUCUGCGGACAUACAUGUCAGAGAACGCCAUGGGGUCUACCAUGGUGGAGGAGCGGUUUCCAGCCGGGGAGAGGGCACUGGCCACCGGCAGGGAGUUUGCGGCUCAUAAGAAGAGAGCAGGUGGGAUGCCUGUGGAUUGGUUGGUGAAGACCAUGCGGGCUAGAGGGCUAGAAGUGUUUACCCAGAGCUUCUCUCGCACUCUUCCCUUUCCUGAUGAAAACAAAGAGAGAUAUAUGGUGAAAGGCACAAAUGUAUAUGGGAUCCUUCGGGCGCCUAGAGCUCCACGCACUGAAGCCCUGGUGCUGAGUGCUCCCUGCAGCCCGGGCGAUAACAACAACCAGGCUGUGGGACUGCUGCUUGGUUUGGCACACUACUUCAGGAAUCAGAUUUUCUGGGCCAAGGACAUCAUCUUCCUCGUGAAUGAGCAUGAUCUGAUUGGUAUGCAGGCUUGGCUGGAGGGCUACCACCACACCAACACUACAGGAAUGGACUGGUCCCCGCUGCAGGGCCGCGGUGGUUCAAUCCAGGCAGCUCUGUCCCUGGAGCUCAGCAGUGAUGUUGUCACCAGUUUGGACCUAGUACUGGAAGGCCUCAACGGCCAGUUACCCAAUCUGGAUUUAGCCAACCUCUUCUAUGCCUUCUGCCAGAAGAUAGGAGUCCUUUGCACCAUCCAGGGCAAGCUGCAGAGGAAUGACUGGGACAGUGUGUCUGGCUACAGCCACGCAGUCAAGACCAUGAUGCUGAUGGUGAUGAAGCAGGCCAGUGGACGACCUUGGGGGGACCACGGCCUGUUCCUGCGUUAUCACAUCGAGGCUGCCACCAUCAAGGGCGUCAAUAGCUUCCGCCAGUACAAGACUGAUACUACCACUAUUGGCAGGCUUCUGGAAGGGAUGUAUCGUAAGCUGAAUAAUCUCCUGGAGCGCCUGCACCAGUCCUACUUCUUCUACCUUAUGCCGUCACUCUCUCACUUUGUCUCUAUUGGUUACUACAUGCCUGCUUUCGGCCUGCUAGCCGUCAUCCUGCUGCUUCGCGCCUUGGACCUGUGGGUUCAACUUUCGACUCCACCACCAAGAACAGAAGAUGGAGUUGUUGACAUUGAACAGCAGUCCAGUCCAGGAGUGCUGUCUGUGUUGACUCCUCUGGUGAUCAGCCACCUGACCGGAGUGGCUCUGUACACACUGCCAAUCCGUUUUCAGGAGAUGGCUGGUGAACACUUCCCGGUGUCAGAGACUGAGGCUGUGGUUCUGACAGCUAUUGCUGUUUACACAGCAGGGCUGGCUUUGCCUCAUAACACACACAGAUUCCUGUCAGGUGAGGGGACGGAGCAGGGCUGGAGAGUGCUGAAGCUGGUCGCGGUGCUGUACCUGGCUGUGCUGCUGGGUUGCACCGCCCUCAUCAACUUCUCCCUGGGCUUCAUCCUGGCUCUCACCCUGGUGCCUGUGGCUGCCUUCGUCACACCCCACAUCCCAAAAGUUCUGUCAGCCUUCAUCUUGGUCGUCCUCAGCCCAGCCUGCACGCUCCUCUUUUCUGUCUUUUUCUUCCAAGAGCUACAGGAAAUGCCCAUCAGCUUCCUGGAGGGUUGGUUGCUCUACCUGUCAGUCAUCUCGCAGGGCAUCCUGGACCACUCCCUGUACGGCUCUCUGGUCUACCCACUCAUAGCCCUGCUGGUCUAUCCUUGCUGGCUGCUUUUCUGGAACAUCCUCUUCUGGAAGUAGAUGCCAGUCAUGCGGAACCACUGAAGGCUUUCAUGGGGAGAGAAACCCUCUGAGGUGUUCUCAGGUUUGCCUUCAGCCAGGGGAAUAUGAAGAAUGACAGUUAAAUCCACUGGAGAGAUCGGAAGUCGACUUGGAAAGUGCAGAGACCCUCUUUUUUUUUUUUUUUGACAUUUUGUUGGUAUUUUAGUAUCAACUCCAAGUAUUUCAUUCUUAAAACAGUGAAGAAAAAUCAGAUGUUCUUGAUAAACUAAGCAGAACGGACUGUUUUUUUUUACAUCUCAUUUACAAAUAACUAAGUGGAAUAGGGGACGAGCUUUUCGCAAGUAACGAUAAAUGUCAUGUUUGGGUUGCUUUCUGUAAAAAAAAAAAAAAAAAACUAAACAAAAAAACUAUUUGGUUUAAGAUUUUUGUUUGUGAUACAUAAGGAAAACUACUGCACUGUUUUAUGUUUCAUUUUUUUUCGGGCAGGAUUGUAAUGAUGGAAGAAGUUGAGACAGUACCAACAUAGAUUAUUCUAAGAGUAAACAGUGGUGAAACAGAAUAAACCAAUUGGCUGGUUGAUUGUCUGCAUCCUUUAAAGGAUAACCCUGAGAUUUUUUAACCUGGGCCUUUUUCCCUUCAUGGUUUUGGGUGUAAAUGAUUGAUAUGGAGAAAAAUCAGUGCACUAUUGAGCAAGAAUGGGGGCAAAGUACCCCAUUCUAUAGCUAAACAGCUGCUGCAAUGUAAACAAAAGGACGUUUGGUCUGCGUCAAAGUACAUCCACUUUAAGUGCUUGUUUUUGCCACUGACAGGUUCAGACUGUUAUAAGUGCCUGACAGCAUUAUGGAUAGGAUUCCUACUGAGAUGCAGCUUUUUGUUAAAGGCCAGAAACGGUCGUUACAUUGCUUGUUCAAAAGACACCAGACUCCAUUGACAGGAAUAGAAAUCGCUGCCUCGAUUGCAUGACUUUCAGUAAUGAAGUGUUCAGACCCUUUAAGUAAAAGUAUCAACACAAUAACAAAUAAGCUAAUCGAUCAAGGCAGCUCAAUAAUGGACCCAUUGCAAAGAUUUUUGCCCAUUUUACACUCAAACUUGGAAAAAUAAGGCCCAGGUUAUAGAAAACUCUUUAUCCUUUAUGAUGUUUAUACACCUGUGUCUGAACAAGCCAUCGCUGCGUCUAAUGUUUUAUACUUGUUUUGAUAACUGUCUCUGAAACAUGUUUAUUUUAUAUUUAUGAAUGCCAAAAUAAAAGACUGGAAAAGUA